AUGUCGCAAGGAUUAUGGCUUGUUUCUGCAGGAUAUGAUUUAAGCAUAUGCUUCAGAGAUAUUACAGAUCAAAAUUCUCAACUAACAAAGCUUAACUUGACUCAAGCUCAAGCAAAUAGAAUGAUUCCAUACGCUGAUUCGAAAUUUUUCGUUGCAAGCAAUCCAUAUAUAUUCCUUUAUGAUAGGAAUUUUCGCUCGGGAAAGCAUACAUUCAUGUAUCAAGGCCACCAAUCAAAUGUAACUGAUUUAUGUUUCGCCGGCAAUAGUCUUUAUGCUUGCAGUGAAGAUAAGACAUGGCAGAAGUGGGAAUUUGGAAAACCAAAGUCUCUUAAAGCAGUUCACACUGGUUGCUGCUUAAAUGCGAUUGCAUUAAUUCAAGACAAAACAAUCUUGAUUACAGGCAACGACCAUGGCCAAAUCGAAGCAUGGAAUCCAAACACAUACGAAAAGAUUACGACCGUUAAACUUGGCUCUUCUCCAAUUCGUUCAAUCGCCGAAUGCGGCAAGAAUGGCCCGAUCGUUGCUGGCCUUCAAGAUGGUCAAGUUGUUCUUUUCACAUACGCAAACAAUGAAAUUACAAUCCAAAAAACGAUUGUUGCCCAUAAAAACAUUCUUACACGCGUUGCUGCUUCUGCCGAUGGCAAAUACUUUGCAACCGCUUCAGCUGAUUCAACAGGUAUCGUUUGGGUUACUGAAACAUGCGAAAUUUAUAUGAGAUUAGAAGAUAAAGCACAAUCACAAUGGAUUUGGGAUGUUUGCUUCUCUAAUGAUGGAAAAUAUGUUGUUACAGGUGGAACUGAUAAGGUUUGCCGCCUUUGGAGCCUUGCUGAAAAGAAAUUAUCAAAUUAUUACGAAUGGAACUUGAAAGGAGUAACAUGCUUAACUUUACUUCAAUAA
Trichomonas vaginalis G3 is the source of this 897-nucleotide messenger RNA. RefSeq names its product TOR signaling. Gene Ontology annotation, molecular function: protein binding. NCBI's taxonomy places the organism in Eukaryota, Parabasalia, Trichomonadida, Trichomonadidae. Gene Ontology annotation, biological process: regulation of actin cytoskeleton organization; TOR signaling. The coding region runs from base 1 to 897 and encodes 298 amino acids. The transcript has a single exon. The record is from RefSeq and is a predicted model, not a curated record. Gene Ontology annotation, cellular component: TORC2 complex; TORC1 complex.